GGUCCAGUUUGACACGCACAGACUCACAUACCCUCUGCACCAACCGUCCGUAUCAGCGCAGCCGUGCUGUGUGUGCAUCAUCCCUCGAGGUCCCUGACGAGAUGCUGCUUUCUUUGACGGCGGCGCUCUCGUGGCCUCCACCGAACCUAGAGAACCCUGAGACUCUGGCGCCGGCCAACACGGUCAUCAUCAGCACCCUCCAUGUCAUCGUCACCAUCCUGCUUGUCAUACGGUUAUACUCCCGCCGGCAGCUGUCGGGUGGACUGCGCUUGGAUGAUCUGCUCAUCGUCUUGGCAUAUGUCCCCACGACGCUCUAUGCUGCUGGAGGUAUACAUCAGGAGCUAGCACUCAAGAUAGACAGGCAUAUAUGGGACUUCCCUAAAGAGAAUACCGUUGCUUCGUUCAAGAGCGCCCUCGCCAUCGGCAUACUGUUCGCCUCCGCAACAACCUUGACGAAGCUGUCUAUGCUGGCCCUCAUCUAUCGCAUAACGUCUGCGGCUGGUCAACAUGUCACUCGGUGCCUUGUCCUGCUGGUCAUCACCAUCGUCGCGGUUGAUGGCGUCAUCUUUAUAUUAGUGGAGCUCACGCAAUGCAUGCCCCUGUCCCUCUUCUGGACGCCGUCGUUCACUCCCCAAAAUUGCAUUAACCAGGCCGACCACCUUCUUGCUGCCGGCAUCAUCAACACCGUCACCGACUUUAUCAUUGUGCUGCUCCCAAUAAAGACGAUCCUCGGCCUGAACCUGCCGCGGCGCCAGCUUGUCGGCAUACAAGUGCUCCUCGGUGGUGGUGUGCUGGCCACCAUUGUCGGAGCCGUCAGGGUCUACUUCACCUGGGAAUCACACGAAGCCGCCGACGGCGACAUCACUUGGCGGUCGCACCUUGUUAUUGCUCUGAGUGCCCUGGAGCUAUACAUUGGAAUUUUCUGCGCAUCACUCCCUGCCACAAAGCCUUUCUUCGAACGUCUCGGGCCGCGACUCUUUGGUUCCUUCAGAUCCAUGUCGGUCAUCGAGCCGCUCAGCAUCAAGAGAAGCAACCCAAAGCCCGAGGACGAAGAGAGCGCCAUCGGGUCCGCCAACCUCACAGUCCGACAGAGCAGCUGGGGAAGCGCCCCCAUGGCCUCGCUCAAGUCGCCUCCCCCCGCUUACACCCAGGUCCCCAAGAGGUUCACUAAGCCGUCGACCAGGUCUUUCCUGCCAUACAUUGGAACACAGCAGCAAAGGUUUGCCUGGAAGCCUCUGAUAUCCCCACCCGUCAUCACCUCGCCCAUCACGCCGACCUUUCGCGUCAGGAACAACAACAUGCAGUCGCUGCAGUCGGCCAUGGGCAUGCCACCACCCUCAAUCGUCUCCACCAACCCACUUCCUUUGACGCAUCAGACCAGCACGACCGGGCCGUACUCGGCCAAGGCCGCCGCUGUCCCUGGCUCCACACACUCGAGCACCUCUUCCCUCAACCUCAACAAGCCUCUUCCAAAGGUGAAGAUUGCGCCAGAGCCCGAAUGGCGCAACAGCCGUGCCUCAAAAACGCAGUCGUACCCCAUCCGACAGAGCAAUCUUUCCAAAGAGCGCGUCACCUCCCUAAGGCCACCGCCACCACCACCCGCAACAAGCCGGCGGGGGCCGAACCUAAGCGUCCCAUCGUAUGCGACGCUCUCCAGGCCCGUCUUCUCGGCGCACUCGUCUAGCGUCUUUGAUUUUGUCGCACACGACGACGGCCACAUUUCUGUACACAAAACCCCACGAAUCCCCGAGGAGCGAUGACACUGGAUAGUUGAGCUUUGAGAGCUCUUGAUUUUGAAUAUCCUCCCUCAUCUCUCGCACAAAGCCACCAGUCAUGUUUCUUUUUGUUUUCCCCCAACACAGAUCAGACAUGUUUCUCCUUUGUCAUACAGGCAGAUUUGGGGCGUUCAACGGCGCUAUCUGGAGGGCGGUCGUUUCUUUUUGGUUGUCUUUUUUUUUCUUUUUUUUUUUUUCUCUCUUCCU
Molecule: messenger RNA, 1982 nt
Organism: Pyricularia oryzae 70-15
Lineage: Eukaryota; Fungi; Ascomycota; Sordariomycetes; Magnaporthales; Pyriculariaceae
Exons: 4
Coding region: 102-1760 (552 amino acids)
Source: RefSeq, a predicted model, not a curated record